Molecule: messenger RNA, 1479 nt
Organism: Vitis riparia (riverbank grape)
Lineage: Eukaryota; Viridiplantae; Streptophyta; Magnoliopsida; Vitales; Vitaceae
Exons: 9
Coding region: 113-1135 (340 amino acids)
Biological process (GO): intracellular transport
Source: RefSeq, a predicted model, not a curated record
UAAUAUUCUCCGGUGCUCACCUGAACGCAGCGCAAACCCUAUUUCUACUCUCUCGCGCUCACACUUUCUCCCUUUGUUUCGCUCUCUCCUCCCAUCCGAAACAAACAGAGUCAUGAAAGGAGCGAUACGAUUCGGCGUAUCGGAUUCGGCCACCGACGCCAACGAUUCGGCCUUACAGAGUAAAAGAAUAAUGGCAGGAUCCCCUUUUGAUUUUCACAGGGCAGAACCUUCCCAGCAACCAGUGAUGACAACACCCCCAUUAGAUGUGCACCGGGCUGAAUCAUCUCGACAGCAUGUGAGAGCUCUGAAUACCCAAUUCGUGAGUUGGGUGCAAACACAAUUACAGAAUCACCCUGAUGAACUUUGGGAAGAUGGGGUUCAAGAUUACCUAACUCAUGCUUCAAACAUUAUGGAGAAAUUUAGUGAUGUUGUCAACUGGAUCAAAGCAAAUGCUGUUAAAGGAGAAAGUUUGUCUGCAUUGGGAACUGCUGAAAAAAAGCUGGUGCCUGAAACAAAUAAUAUAGGGGGGAAAUUAUUUCAGGAGAAAACUAGUUUUGCCCCGGCCAAUACUACUUCAAUCUUCACAACUUCUUGGAGUUCUGGAGCGCUCCCCAGCAGCAAAACCCCUAUCUUUUUUGGAAGCCAAAGUUCAGUCCCCAUAAGUCAUGAUGCUUCAGAGGAUGCUGAUGGUGAAAAUGAUGCGAAGGAGCCUGGCAGUCCAUCUCUGAAAAAGACUGAAGAGAAGGGAAUCAUUGUAGUACAUGAAGUCAAAUGCAAGCUCUAUGUUAAGUCAACCGAUCCUGCAGAUAAAGAUGCAUGGAAAGAUAAGGGCACUGGUCAGCUUUCAAUAAAAUGCAAAGAGGGUAUUGACAAGGGUACAAAAGAAUCUAGGCCAACAAUUGUUGUUCGAAAUGAUGUAGGAAGAGUGUUGCUCAAUGCUUUGCUAUAUCCAGGCAUCAAAACAAAUCCACAAAAGAACUCACUUGUUGCAAUAUUCCAUACUUCGGGUGAAAUCAAUGGAAAUGAUGGUGGCAAUAAUGAUAGCGUUGUAGCUCGCACCUACUUGAUUAGGACAAAGUCAGAGGAGGAUCGAAAUAAGCUGGCAACGGCAAUUCAAGAAUAUGCUCCAUCUUGAAAAUAUAUCAUAGAUCUUCAUUUUGUUACCUUGAGCUAUUAUAUAACAAGAUGUAAAGCUGUAGUCCUGCCAAAGUUGCAUUUUCGGUGUUACUAAAUUUUUCUAAGGAUGGCUGUUUAGGAACUGCACCAUCCUCUUUUUGGGAGACUUUGAGAAAGCUAGAAUUUGGGCUCAAUAUUCAUAAGUGGAUUAAAUUUCCAAAAAAUGUACAAGAGAUUGAAGGGGCUAGCAAACUUGUAUAAUUCAGGGAAGGGUGGAAGUUGGAUUAUCAUUCUAUUCAUUUCAUUAUGCCUUGGAUUUUUCUAUUUAUCCAUAAUAUGGGGAAAUUCAAAUGCAUUCUACUA